GCGCCACUCAUGCUUUCGCAGAUUGCCCAGCCCGCACUCCGUGCCACCCCUUGCACCCUAAUCCCCUCUCUUCUCACCAGAAUACCUCAUUCGUGUUCGCGGGUUUGAUAUGCGCCUUGUGAUUGUGACGGCCCUCGCGGCAGCCAAGGGCGGAUCUAGCGACAUUCCCGGCUUUGCGCAGGAGGCGAGUGGAAUACGUGAGCAAGGCGAUGACGGCUUGGGAUGACAGAUGACAGCACGGAGGUGGUGUAGCAUUUGCUGACGCCUCCUGCGCACAUCCGCACUGCACCCACCGCAAACACCGCACUCGUCGCACUCGUCGCACUACUUCAUCCACCCACCGCUUCGAGCCUCGAUAAUGGCGACGCCGCGAGUCACGGCAAGGCCGCCAUCGCCGUUCGUGGCGGCGGGCAAGGGCGGCGGGUGCUGCAAGUGGCACGUGGCGCGCGUGUACGCGCUGAUGGUCCUCGUCAGCCUCCUCGCGCUGCUGCUCUUCCUCCUCGUGCCCUGGGCCGCGUCGCACGGCGCCACCCUUGCGACCGCGGGCGGCGCUGUCGCCGUCGCAGAGGCGGGAAGCGGGGAUCGUGUGCGAGGGAGAGGCAGGGGUCCGCAGCGUGACGGGGAUUCGAUGACUUUCGGGGGGAAUGGGGGAAUUGCGGAGAGCGCAAUGCGGAUGGGCGGAGCGCAGGCGGACGUGAUUCAGGAGAAGGCAGCAGCCGUGGCAGACGCGGCUGACGCUGCAGCGAGUAACGAAGCUGCUGUUGAGGUGGAUGUGGGAUUGGGGGGGGAAGCAGGGGAGGUUGAAGAGAGGGAAGAGGAGGCGGAGAGAGCGGCAGAGGGGGGAAAGGCGGAGGGAAGGGGGGAAGAAGCGGAGGGAGGGGAGGCGCCGAUGCCCCUGCGAGUGUACAUGCUGCCACUGACAGGCGACCUCAACUUCCACGUGCUGCUGCAACGGUGGCGCUUCGCCAGCCGCGUGCCGCUGAGGGCGCGGCACGGCAUGCCGGGGGACUGGCAGUUCAAAGGCAACUCGCUGCGCCCGCGGGGGGAGGGCGACGUGGUGGGGGGGAUGGUGCAGGACGAUGGGUGGGUGGAGGGGGAGGGAGAGGGGGCGGGGGAGGGCGGAGUGGCGGUGCAGGUGCCUGCGUUCGCGGAGGGGCAUGGCGUGCACAUCGAGCAGUACGCCGCGGAGUACUGGCUCACGCUCUCCCUGCUGGCGGGCGGGCUGCCCUCGCUGCAGCGCGUGCGGCGCGCCGAGGACGCCCACAUCAUCUUCGUGCCCGCCUUCUCGUCCGCCUUAUAUGCCACACAGAUGAAGACCAACGAGAAGCGGCGGCGGGCGGGCGACACGAGAAUACCAGAGGAGCAGCACCUGCUGGCUGUGAUCACACAGCAUGCGCUGUGGGGGGACGAGGGCGAGCAGGCAAGAGGGGCCGGCGAGGGGCCUCAGGAGGAGCAGGAGGAGGGCGAGCUGCUGGAGAAGGGGGAGGUGGCGACUGGGGCGGGUUCAGCUGGUGGUGCAGGGGAGGUGGGUGGAAGUAGACGGCUGCUGAGGGCGCUGAAAGGGGGGAGGAGGGGGAAGGGGGCAGAAGAGGGGGAGGGUCGGCAGGGGCCCGAUGGUAGCGCAGAGCGGGCAGAGGGCAGUGCAGCCGUGUCGUCGCGGCGGCGGGACUUGCUCAUUCCAGCGGUGCACCCGCAUGCGCUGUCCACAGUGCGGCACUGGCUGGCGGCGGCGCACCUGCUGAUGGCGGAUUUCAGCCAGCCGGCGGAGCAGGUGGCGCAUCUGAACAAGGACGUCAUCGUGCCGUACUCCGCGCUCAUUCCCGCCUUCACCAACGACUCGCUGCUGGGGGAGGCAGAGGGGGGAAAGGGGGGUGCGGGAGGGGCAGAGGCAGUGGCAGCAUGGGCGGCUGGUCGGCCCACGCUCGUUUUCUUCAGAGGCACACUCAACAGACAGCAGGGUGGGCGCAUCCGCGUGGAGCUGGCGCGGCUGCUGAGCAACGUGAGCGGGGCGGACAUUGCAGAGGGGUCGCCGCUGCAGGGAGGGGUGCAGGCCGCCAUGGCGGGCAUGCGCGCCUCCAAGUUCUGCCUCGUGCCUGAAGGUGACACGGCAUCCACGUGCCGGCUGUUUGACGCCAUUCUGUCGCACUGCAUCCCGCUGGUGGUGUCGGACUCGCUCGACCUGCCGUUUGAGGAGGCCCUGGACUACACGCGCUUCGCCCUCUUCCUGCCGCAGGCCCUCGCCCUGCGCCCCGGAUAUGUCGAGGCCUUCCUGCGCAACGUGUCGCACGAAUCAGCUUUCACCAUGUGGCAGCGGCUCAGAGAGGUGGCGCAACAUUUUGUCUACUCUUCACCGCCCAAGCCCGGAGGGGCGGAGGACAUGAUAUGGCAAGCUGUAGCGCGCCGGUGGGCAGGGGACCACUAUGGGCGGCGCUACAACCGGGAGAACCAACGGAGGCGGAGGAGGGUGAUGGAGCAGCUGCUGGAGAGGGAAGGGCUGAGCGCUGCUGACAUUGUAGUCAGACCUCGGGCGCUGCCUCUCUUCUAGCAUGGCUAGGUCCUCCGCCUUGUUGCUACUGCCUUCAUUGUAACAUCAUUCGAAAGCAAAUAGAAGUCUGGUUGUUCA
This is a messenger RNA of Closterium sp. NIES-67, 2623 nucleotides long. The record is from the annotation of a GenBank genome assembly. Lineage: Eukaryota; Viridiplantae; Streptophyta; Zygnematophyceae; Desmidiales; Closteriaceae.